This is a messenger RNA of Protopolystoma xenopodis, 345 nucleotides long. Lineage: Eukaryota; Metazoa; Platyhelminthes; Monogenea; Polystomatidea; Polystomatidae. The record is from the annotation of a GenBank genome assembly.
AUGGAACCAAUUUAUUUGGUCCGUCGUCGAUCAGCCUACCUUCUUGAUAACUGUCUUUAUGUUGAUGUCACUGGACCGAUAAACAACAUAUUAGCACGCCUUGAAUCCCUUAGUUUUAUGCCUUCUUGUACAUCAGACAUGGAUGCAAGUGUUUGCUCCCAACUUGCUUGCCUUUUGACGACUCUUCUUCCAACUCGGACAGAUGUUCAAUCCCCUGGACAACUGCCUGUUGAACAGCUUAUUCUUGAGCAGAUGGUCUCUCUCGUCUGUCCCCAAGGGAGACAAAUUAGAAUCUUACUCAGGUAUUUUUUUGUUUCUUAUUUUCUCUUUUAUUUUAUUUUAUAA